Medicago truncatula (barrel medic) is the source of this 348-nucleotide messenger RNA. RefSeq names its product prostatic spermine-binding protein. The transcript has 2 exons. The record is from RefSeq and is a predicted model, not a curated record. Bases 1 to 348 code for a protein of 115 amino acids. NCBI's taxonomy places the organism in Eukaryota, Viridiplantae, Streptophyta, Magnoliopsida, Fabales, Fabaceae.
AUGGAGUCAAUAGAACAUUUGCUAGGAUUAUCUUAUGGAGAUGCUAACAGUUCCCCAAAGGAUAGUAGAGCGCAAAUGCAUUCCUCUACAUCAAUUCAUACUCCAUGUCCUGAAAAGCAAGGUAUCAAUGAAGAUGUUGUACAAGAUGACAUAGAUGAGGAAUUUCAAGAGGAAGACGUAGAUGAUGAAUUUCUUGAGGACAACAUAGAUGAUGAAUUUCAAGAGGUUGAUGAUGUAGAUGAUGAAUUUCAAGAGGAUGAUGUAGAUGAUGAAAUUCAAGAUGAUAACAUCGGUGAUGAAUUUGAAGUGGACAAUUUGGAUGAUGAAUUACAAGAUAAACUUGAAUGA